AUGGCUACUCCUCCUCAAUUCGACCUAGAAAAAAUCAGAGCAGAGUCCGAUGGCUCGUACACAGGCAUGGCUCGUACCAUGUUUGACCAGGCCGUCGUCAACAAUCCAUAUUUCGCUGCUGGCGGUGGCCUUAUGCUUUUGGGUACUGGUCUAGCUUUGGCCAGACUGGGUAUCGUCAGAUCCUCGGGCUUUCUUUAUAGACAGCUUCUCGUGGACCUCGAGAUCCCUUCCAAGGAUAAGCUGUACUUGUGGUUUUUGGAGUGGAUGUCCCAGUACAAGCACCGGUCGCUGAGACACUUGUCCGUUGAAACCAACUAUGUUCAGCACGACAACGGCGCUGUCACGACGAAAUUCUCCUUGGUUCCGGGCCCUGGAAAGCACUUGAUCAAGUACAAAGGCGCCUACAUGCUUGUCAACAGAGAACGUUCUGGAAAGCUCUUGGAUAUGACCUCAGGAACGCCUUUCGAAACCGUCACCUUGACCACCUUGUACAGCGAUAGACAUGUUUUCCUGGACUUGCUAGCAGAGGCCAAGAAAAUGGCCCUCAAGGCUCAGGAGGGCAAAACCUGGCGUCCCUUUGGCCAGCCUCGUAAGAAAAGAAUGCUUGGUUCGGUCGUUUUAGACGAUGGCGUGAGUGAGCUCAUAGUGAACGACGUCAAGGACUUUUUGAGCUCGGGCGAGUGGUACCACCAACGAGGCAUCCCUUAUAGAAGAGGCUAUUUGCUCUAUGGACCGCCAGGAAGCGGUAAAACCUCGUACAUCCAGGCCUUGGCUGGUGAGCUCGACUACAACAUCUGUGUGUUGAACCUCUCCGAGGGCCAUUUGACUGACGACAGACUCAACCACCUCAUGAACCACAUCCCCAAUCGCUCCAUCUUGCUUCUUGAAGACAUUGACGCUGCGUUCAACAAACGUGCACAGACAAACGAACAAGGCUACCAGUCUGGGGUGACCUUCUCGGGACUCUUGAACGCCUUGGACGGCGUUGUCUCUGCAGAAGAGUGCAUCACCUUCAUGACCACAAACCAUCCAGAAAGGCUAGAUCCCGCUUUGCUCAGACCAGGCCGUGUGGACUUCAAGGUGAUGGUCAACAACGCUACAGAGCAGCAGGUGAGGCGGAUGUUCUUGCGUUUCUACGAGGACGAAAAAGAGCUUUGCGAGAAGUUCGUCCAGAAAUUCCGGGAGCUAGAGCUUGUGGGCAAGGUCAGCACGGCCCAGCUCCAGGGCUUGUUUGUGUACAACAAGAAGGACGCUCAGGCUGCGUACGCCAUGAUCGACACGUUGAAAAACCCUAAUAGUGUAUUCUGA
This is a messenger RNA of Candidozyma duobushaemuli, 1308 nucleotides long. RefSeq names its product bifunctional AAA family ATPase chaperone/translocase. The record is from RefSeq and is a predicted model, not a curated record. Gene Ontology annotation, biological process: protein insertion into mitochondrial inner membrane from matrix; mitochondrial respiratory chain complex III assembly. The transcript has 2 exons. Bases 1 to 1308 code for a protein of 435 amino acids. Gene Ontology annotation, cellular component: mitochondrial inner membrane. Gene Ontology annotation, molecular function: ATP hydrolysis activity; ATP binding. Lineage: Eukaryota; Fungi; Ascomycota; Pichiomycetes; Serinales; Metschnikowiaceae.